This is a messenger RNA of Stylophora pistillata, 1760 nucleotides long. RefSeq lists its product as uncharacterized. The record is from RefSeq and is a predicted model, not a curated record. Gene Ontology annotation, cellular component: plasma membrane. NCBI's taxonomy places the organism in Eukaryota, Metazoa, Cnidaria, Anthozoa, Scleractinia, Pocilloporidae. Gene Ontology annotation, biological process: homophilic cell-cell adhesion.
UCCCUAAGCUUGAUGGCCAAACUUAAAGGGCCUGUAAACCCAAGAAUACAUGUUUUUCUUAUUCCAUGUAAAAAGUGUCAUAGAAAACGAAUCUGCAAUUGGUUUUGCCCAAUUCGACUUAUUUAAGGAGAAAUCGGCAUUUUAUACUGAAAUUUCACUUCCGGUGAAAACAAUAGAGAGAGGUCGUGACGUAAGCGGUGGAACUAAAAUAUUGCGCAACACGGACUUCACAGUGACAUUGGUAUGGCAGCUCGUUCAAGUAGCUGUAGUUCGGACGAUGUUUUAUCAGAGGGAAGCGACUCGAAUGCCUUAAACUUAUAUGACAGCGAUGGGGAUAACUCAGAACCUUUAGGAGAGUCUGGGCCACGUCCUUAUCAAUAUGAGCUGCGUAGAGUUCACCGGAAUGAUCCGCACGAAGACAACACAGAACCGGUUGAUAGCGAUGCCGAUCGUCUCGUAAACACAGACUGGGUUUCUCAAAGAAAGCAGCAAGCGGGGCUGGCAAAGAUUCUCUACGAAGAUUUCUUUAGACAGAUUUUUGUCUCUCCCACACUCGCCGUAGAUGUUCAGGGAAUAUUUAACCAACUAAAUUCCAGAUCGCAUUGUAUACCGACAUCAACGAACUCUUUCUUAAUACUUGUUUCGGUUUCCGGCAAAGGUUCAAACAGGUCAAUGCCUUUUUUGGGCUCAUCACUGGCUCCCGAACAACUGGUUUCCCCAUAAUAUUUUAACAGCUGAGAAAGGUGUUUUAAGAGAACCUAAAAUCUGGAGGUUUCCGCGUAAAUCAGUUCGGUACUCACCCUGUUAACUUCCAACUUUUGAAGACCUCUACUUCUCCUCGGUCGUUUCUCAGUACUGUCAGUCACCCCUGGAUCUUCGCUGUCUGCUGAAUGCAAAGGUCGCUUUUUUACCUCCGAAGAAUUUUUUUCUGGUAGGGCCUGAAUCGUCAGCGCAGCAAUAGGAAGAAGUAGCUUUUGCUAGCUUUUAAAGACCCAUUUCGACCAUAUAGCUUUUCUCAUAGCAAUCGGGAGACAAAUGACUGCUACAGACAACAGAAUGUUCGGACGGCUCGUCAAAAUCGGCUCUUUUAACUUGAACAAAUUGUCAUUGUCGCUUCAUAUUUGCUUCUUUUGGAAAUUUAUGCAUUGUAUGCCCGGUUUUGUUUGAAUUACUACAAAACUGGACUACACAAUGCUUUACCAUUACAAAACAUUUUAAUAUAAUCAACCCAAUUAUAAGUAAAAAAAUCAUGACUAGACCGGCAAACAGGGGCUGCGAAGGAGACUUGCACAUAUCUCACACGAUCGUAAAAGAAAGCUUUUGACCUCAGUACAGGAAGGUUCCACCCGUGACGUCACAAGAAAGAUGGCGCAAUUCAAGAUGGCGAAUGUUUCGAAUUUGCAAGGGCUUUUUCAAGGUGAAAAUGGACUUUUGAGAAAAAACGAAUUGCACAUUUUAAGUACUUGAUAUAUUUUUUAAACAGCUAUGUGAAAAGAAAAUGUACGAUUGUUGGGUUUACCGGCCCUUUAAGGAAGCUGCUCUGUAACAUUAACGUCAUUCUACGACAUUCGCGUGUCCUGUUUCCCGCCAGUCAAGUGCUGACUGUAGCUGUUCCAUACACAUCACGCGAUGUACAGAUACCUUAAAUAUUCCGCCUAAUGACAAAAACUACCGCCCGUCAAUAAAAACUGAAAUCAUGACAUAAUUCGGACCAUAAACAUUCCUUGUUUCGUCGCCAGGCGAGAAUCAGUAAAGUCAUG